Molecule: messenger RNA, 956 nt
Organism: Lingula anatina
Lineage: Eukaryota; Metazoa; Brachiopoda; Lingulata; Lingulida; Lingulidae
Source: RefSeq, a predicted model, not a curated record
CUUGAUAUUAAUAUUCGGAAAUAUGGGGUUGAUUUGACGAGGUCAGAGAAAGUCAUACCCGGGGCGGCUUAAGUAGAAGGAGGGGCAAGCGUUUGUAUAUAUAUAUAGUUGAUAGCUAUCGACUUCACCAAGAGAGCAACUUAGAUCACGAAGAAACAGAGACUUGUAGAAGAGAUUCUAUACACAGUGCUGAAGGAAGAGCAAAGGCAAAGGAGACUGAGACAAGACAAGACAAGAUAAUUCAGGACAAGAACAUAGCUAGACAUAUAGUUAAACCAUGGUAUCAACAAGAACAUUCUUAGUGGGAUUUGCCUUCUUCAUUUUAGUCGUAGAGUGCACAAGCUAUCAAGUAAAAGGUUGCCGUGAGGACUGGGAUUCGUGCCAGGUCAACGGCGACUGUUGUGGAGCGUCCAUAUGCAUAAUGAACCAAUGUCGAACAUUCUCACUACAAUUCAGAUGCAGAAAUGCAGGGGAAUAUUGCAAGCGCCACAAAGACUGCUGUCUUGGAUACUGCAAACAAGUUACAAUGAUGGCACCAAAGACGUGCGAGAUACCCUCAGAAGAUUUCGGGUUCUAGUUCAGAGUUGGAUCCAUGAAACAACGCAUCGUCUCAAACCUGUCUCACAAGUCGAUUCAACAACGAGAGUGGGGGCAACUCCCAUCGAUGAAUUCCUACACCAGUGGAUGAAAAAGACUUCGUUCUUUUUGGGUUAAGACUUUGACAUUCUUUGACAUUGGGUUCCGAUUCUCAGCAGGUCUGGUGAAUCUUCACAACUUGCGCGGUCUGCUUAACUUUUACUUUGUUGAACAGACAAAUCCCUAUUUAUUGAUCUGUUAGGUGCAAACUCGUUAAGAGCAAUUGGUACCGCUGUCGCAUAACACAUAAAUCAUAUAUCCUAUCUAAUUUAUUGAAAACAUUCCUAUUUAUGAAUAAAGUUCUGUUUAUGUUUUGUUAA